Messenger RNA from Gastrolobium bilobum, 1436 nucleotides. RefSeq lists its product as uncharacterized. NCBI's taxonomy places the organism in Eukaryota, Viridiplantae, Streptophyta, Magnoliopsida, Fabales, Fabaceae. Gene Ontology annotation, cellular component: membrane. The coding region runs from base 49 to 1287 and encodes 412 amino acids. The record is from RefSeq and is a predicted model, not a curated record. The transcript has 6 exons.
GUUCAAAUUCAACUCUGAAAGGAGAGAGAAAGUGCGAAAGUAUCAGCCAUGUCGUGUUGUGUAUCUUGCUGUGCAUCUUUGACAUGUGGUCUCUGUACCUCUGUGGCAUCUGGGAUCUCCCAAAAAUCUGCUAGGAUCGGUUACUGUUUUUUCUUUGGCGCUUCUCUCAUCAUUUCUUGGAUUCUCAGAGAAGUUGGAGCACCCCUAUUGGAGAAACUCCCAUGGAUAGAUUCUUCCGGGACACACACCAAGGAAUGGUAUCAAGCAGAAGCAGUUCUUCGCGUGAGCUUGGGAAACUUCUUGUUCUUUGGUAUUCUAGCCCUUAUAAUGAUUGGUGUGAAGGACCGGAAUGAUAGGCGUGAUUCAUGGCACCAUGGUGGAUGGACUGUGAAAGUGGUGAUCUGGUUAUUGCUUAUGGUCGUUCCGUUCUUCCUUCCAGAUGUCAUAAUAUUGAUAUAUGGAUUCAUAUCAAAAUUUGGUGCUGGCUUGUUUUUAUUGAUUCAAGUACUAAUUUUACUUGACUUUACGCACUCUUGGAAUGAUGCAUGGGCUGAGAAAGAUGAACAGAAAUGGUAUAUUGCUUUACUUGUUGUAUCAGUCGUAUGCUACAUUGCAGCAUAUGUGGUGUCAGGAAUUCUUUUCAUUUGGUUCGACCCUUCUGGAUAUGAUUGUAGCCUCAAUGUCUUCUUCCUUGUCAUGACCAUGAUUCUUGGCUUUGUGUUUGCAGUUGUUGCUUUACAUCCUCAGGUGAACGGAAGCUUGUUGCCUGCAUCUGUUAUUUCCCUUUACUGUGCUUACGUGUGCUACACGGGCCUUUCUAGUGAACCUCAUGGCUAUGAGUGCAAUGGUCUCAACAAGUCCAGAGCUGUCAGCACAAGUACACUUAUUCUUGGCAUGCUAACAACAGUGCUAUCAGUGUUGUAUUCUGCUCUUCGUGCUGGAUCUUCAACCACGUUCUUAUCACCACCAUCUUCUCCUAAAUCGGGUGAGAGAAAUCCUCUUCUUGAAGAAAAACUGGAGGAAGGAAAAACAAAGGAGAAGGAAAAGGAAAAGGAAGCAGGACCAGUUAGUUAUUCUUAUUCAUUCUUCCACCUAAUAUUUGCUCUGGCUACCAUGUAUUCAGCUAUGCUUCUUUCUGGAUGGACUAGUUCAUCUGAAAGCUCAGACCUCAUAGAUGUUGGAUGGGUAUCAGUAUGGGUUCGGAUUGGCACAGAGUGGGUUACUGCUGGAUUGUAUAUAUGGACUCUUGUGGCUCCUUUGCUCUUUCCUGAUCGUGAAUUUGCUUAGUUCUCGUCUUUAAAUUACUCUUACUAUAUGUAUAGCAUUUUCAUUGGGUUUAUGGUAUUGUAAGUUAUGACCUUACGUGCUUUAUAUAUAGAAUGUUAGUGUGUUGCAAUACGUGAUAUGUGUAUAUAUUCACCUCUUCAUGUGAAAUG